AUGUUCAGUGCAUUCUGGAAAAUGCGAUUUUCGGAAAACACGGAGAGCUUCGAUAACAAUUCGCCACAGGUUCUAACCCACAAUCUGCAAGAUCAGGAGACUGUGUUCUUCAGAAGUCCAGUCAUUGACCCAUCCCGUAUGGGGGACCCUGCGAGUGUCGCCGGGAUACCCCACGGUAUAUUUCGAUGGGCCGAUGAGGUGCGCAAAUCGUCGCAACACGGUAUGGUCAAGGUUCUCCGUGAUAUUAAAUUUCGUAUAACCACCCUAUAUGAUGAGAACCCCAAUAGUGCUCGUUGGGCCCCAAUAGUGUCAUUGGGCAAAACUUCCCGCGACGAUUUUAUCUACCGUUGGCCUGCCCCCAAUGUGUUUGCUGACCAUGUUGUCGGUGGUUUGGAUUCCAUAAUCUCGAAGAGCCUCGCCGAACUGGACGAUACAACUGCCUACGGAAUAGCUAUUUUUUCAGGCGAAAAAUACUGUAAAAUCUGUGCUGCUCAAGACCAGUCCGGGAGUCUGCGGACAGCUUUGAAACGUAUCCGACUAUGGAGACACGCCAUCAUGGAUAAACCGACUUCAAGUUUACUAAAGCUACUGAUUUUGAAGGGCCAAAUUAUUUUCCGAUAUGUGCGACGCCACUACGUGCUUGGUCAAAAGGGCGGAAGCGUCCAAAACAUCUUCCACAUGGUCACCAAGAUUUGCGCUCAUUGCUUUCGAGUUCCAACUACAUUUGAACUCUGCCGCACAAUUCCUGGAAAUGUCAAACAUUCUAAAGUUACAAAUGCACCCUUCUUAGAAUCAGCGAUGUUCCUCACACACGUGGUGGAACUGGAAUACUCAGAUGUUUUCAGUUGGCGUUUUCUAACAAACAACUCCGCCGAGAAGGACUUUGCUCCUGUAAACGGUACAAAAUUGAUUGCCUAUAGUCUAACCGGAGUGAUGCUGAUAUCUCCAGUCGUCAUCACUCUAAUUAGGGCUGUUUUGUUUAUUCAGCUGCGUGAUCUCAAGCCGUUCUUCCAACCUGUUCGUUCCGUUCAUUUUGGUAAGCGAGAACAGCCUUUCGAUCCGCUGUGUUAUGGAGCACGCGACCAAGCUAGCGUAAUCUAUGAGGUUGUCUCAAUUGGUUCAAUUAACGUUGGCGAGUCAAACCAGACAAUGUCAGACGAACCACGUAAAGACGACUAUCAAUGGAUAUCCAGUCAAGCAAGGACACUUCCAACAACCACUACACAUCACGCUGCAGCGGCAUAUGCAUCCCCGGUGUUGCGUAGCCGGAAGCGGGUGCAGAAUAAAAAGGAGGUCACCUCAAUCGCCGUGCCUGCAACUCGACUUCUUGUUCUCAAGACACAGCACACAGCAGCGUCAAGCGAGUCCAGUGUGAGAGCAAGGGCUGCUUGUUGCCCUGGUUGCUUCAGUGUGAGAACACUGAAGGAGGCGAGAAAGGCAUGGAUUGAGGCCCUCAGAUUCAUUUGA
This is a messenger RNA of Opisthorchis viverrini, 1467 nucleotides long. RefSeq lists its product as hypothetical. NCBI's taxonomy places the organism in Eukaryota, Metazoa, Platyhelminthes, Trematoda, Opisthorchiida, Opisthorchiidae. The record is from RefSeq and is a predicted model, not a curated record. The coding region runs from base 1 to 1467 and encodes 488 amino acids. The transcript has 10 exons.